AUGGAUAAAUACGAGGAAAACCUGCUGCGGCUAAAUCACAGAAUACGCGAUUUAAUUGCCCAAGUUGACCGACUGGACACUAAAAACCGGAAGCUUCACAACGAAAACACGGUACUCGUGGAGGAUGUCGCGCGCUUCCGCUCCCAGUACGCGCUGGCCGAAGAGGCUAGGCUUCAGUGCAAGUCGGUGGUCGAGAAGGAACUGGAGCGCAGUCAGCAACAGUUCGAGGCGCAUCAGUUGCUCAAAAGGCGCUACAAUGAUUUGAUCAAAGAGUACGUUGCUCAAAAUCACAAACUGAAGGCUUCGGAAGCUAACGCUACCGUGAGGCAUAGCCGCAUCAAAAGGAACCGGGUUCCGGUGGAGAUCAUAGGAAAGAUUUCGGACAUUGGAAAACCCACGGCCUUUGAGGAACGGAUGACCACUCUGGAGAAUCGCUGCAGUGCGCUGGAGAAGGAACUGGCCAAGGCGUACACCAUAAUCGAUGAUUUGGAGUUUGAACUGGAGACGAUCGAUCACUUAGAAGAUCUGAACGAUCAGUUGGAACGGCAAGUCAGAGAUCUAAAGGUGGAGCUCGAGCUACAACGGCGAAGCUCGCUAUCGUCCGACCAGCUAGCCCUGAUGACCUCACCCACCGAACCGCAUAUUCAAAUCAACACUGGCGCGGGCCUUAGCGGUACAAAACAGACCUCAGCGCCGCCCGAGUCGCAGAAG
This is a messenger RNA of Anopheles cruzii, 711 nucleotides long. Its product is annotated as paramyosin-like. The annotation marks the transcript as partial. The record is from RefSeq and is a predicted model, not a curated record. The transcript has 5 exons. Lineage: Eukaryota; Metazoa; Arthropoda; Insecta; Diptera; Culicidae.